Messenger RNA from Thrips palmi, 2789 nucleotides. Its product is annotated as dynamin-1-like protein. Gene Ontology annotation, cellular component: membrane; microtubule; cytoplasm. Bases 190 to 2457 code for a protein of 755 amino acids. Lineage: Eukaryota; Metazoa; Arthropoda; Insecta; Thysanoptera; Thripidae. Gene Ontology annotation, molecular function: microtubule binding; GTPase activity; GTP binding. The transcript is spliced from 13 exons. The record is from RefSeq and is a predicted model, not a curated record.
GUGAGUUUUUUCGAUGUGUCAAUAAUUUGUAGGAAGUUUAGGCACCCCUAGCGGAUCAUUUUUCGCUAGUGAACUAGUGGGCGCAAACGUCUAGUUACUGAGAUAAUAAGUGUUUUGUAAUUUACCUUCGCGCCCACGAGGUAGGCUCUCGCCGCCACUGAGGGUGGUGGGAACUCCCGAGUGGGUGUCAUGGGACUCGCAGUACCCGAGGGAGUGCCACUGACUUCACGGAGAAACCGUGGAGUCCUGCCACCCUCGCUAAGACAGCCGCGCGAGAUCCACUGUUACGCAGGCCACCACGACAGCCACUUGAGACCCUCGGCAACCCCUCUGAAAAGUCAAUUGAAAGGUCCGCCGCACCCCUGCGACCUUCGUUGCAUCCCCGCUAGACCCACGACAUCCUCUCGUGAGGUCUUGAGAUCCUCAGUGGCCGCAGAGAACAAUCCGUGUGUUGGAACGCAGUGGACGCCUCCCUCAGCCAGUCUCCGUGCACUACCUUCGGCGGUUCCCGAGAGCCGAGUCGCUGUGGACACCAAAUUAAGGUGCACUUCCAUCAUGGGGAUGCAGAAUUUGCUGUCCAAAUUGAAUGUAAUUCAAGAUAUUUUCUCUAAACUUGGUUAUGAUCCGAUAGAGCUUCCCAUUAUUGCAGUCGUGGGCUUUCAGAGCGCGGGCAAGUCGUCAGUGCUGGAGACGUUGGUGGGCCGGUCUUGCCUGCCACGAGGCUCUGGACUAGUGACGCGCUGCCCUCUGAUAAUUCAGCUGCACCAUGUUCCCAGUAGCAAGAACGUCUAUGAUCAUGAAGAGUGGCGAAACGAAUGGGUUAAGUUUUCGCACGCUCCAAAUAGUACGUUUUACGACGAUGAGGAAAUUCAGAAAGAAAUAGAGGCGGAGACUGACCGUUUGGCCGGUAAAAACCAAAACAUCAUAUCAACACCGAUAACCAUGAAAGUGUAUUCGCCCAAUGUGGUGAAUCUGACGCUCGUCGAUCUGCCGGGCCUCACCAAGGUCGCCGUUGGUGACCAGCCUGAGAACAUAGAGGAACAGGUCGAAGAGCUGAUCAUGGAUUACAUCACACCUUCUUCUACCAUCAUCUUGGCAGUGGUGGCGGCCAAUACAGAUAUGGCGACAAGUGAAUGUCUGAAACUCGCCAAACGGGUGGAUCCGACAGGGGAGCGUACGAUUGCAGUCGUAACGAAAAUUGAUCUUAUGGAUCGAGGUACCAAUGCCGCGGACAUACUAUCAGGCAUGAUCAUCCCUGUCAAAUUAGGAAUCAUUGGUGUGAUGAACAGAUCGCAAUAUGAUCUAAAUCAGAAAACGAGCGUGAAAGAGAUGCGCCGAAAGGAAAGACAAUUCUUUGAAGAACAUUACAGGGCUAUUGCUGACAGAGCUGGUGCUGAGUAUCUGGCUACUAGGCUUGAAGAACUACUUUCAAAUCACAUCAGUCGAUGCCUUCCUCAUGUCCAGAAUAAACUACGAGAAGAGAUUAAAAUCUGUGCAAAGAUUCUGAAAGAAUACGGUGAUUCUUUGCCUGACAAGAAAUCAGCUCUGAUAAGCGUUGUAAAUGACUUCAGUAAACAGUUCAAAGAUCUGUGUGAUAAGGGACCUGCCCAUCUAUCCUUAGAAUUAGUAGGUGGCGCCAAACUGCGCGACAUUCUGCACGUUAAACUAGAAACGGCCUUGACAAUGGCGGCUCCUUGCAAAUCUUACACCACUGAUGAAGUUUUGAUUGCCAUGCGACAGUCAAAUGUUUUAGAGUCACCAUUUUUGGUUACACAGUUAUCAUUUGAGAAACUGAUGAUACCUCUGAUAGAGGCAAUGCAAGGGCCGACCGUGGCGUCUGUGGAAGCCGUUCAAGACGAAUUGAUGAAAAUGUGCCAGUUAUGCAUCCCGACGCAAGCUCAACGUUACCCACGCCUCAAACAAGCUAUAAUCGAAGCGGUGGACCAAACUCUUGAAAAAUGGGUUGAGAAGGCCAAAAUUAUGGUGGAAGAGUUUGUGGCGUCUGAAUGCAGCCACAUAAUGUAUCAUCGAAUACCUAGCGACGAAGAUGAUAUUCAUCACGAGCAUUUCAAUGAGGGUGGUACAAUGAGGCUCAAACUUGAAAGGGAAAAUAAAAAGGUGGAAAAUGAAGGACGAGCCGGAAUGGACUCUCAACUUGAAUUAUUGAAUAUGUCUAGUGAGGACGAGAAGCAGAUCGACACUAUAGGUAGAAUGAUUGACCACUAUCACCGCUUGGUAGCACGAACUUUGCAGGACUGCUCAGCCAAAGCAGUAGUCAAGUUCCUCAUGAAGAAAGUCCGGGACUCGCUGCCCUUGUCCCUUUUCACUGACCUGGAAGGAGAUUUGGAUCGUUUGUUUGAGGAAAACGCAGACGUAGAACGCAAGCGUCGCGAAACCCGCGAGAAGAAAGACGCGCUGACGGACGCGCUACGAGUCAUCGUAGACCUGGAAGAUUAAUUGAAGUUUAGUUACAAGUGCUAUUCUAUUUGCUAGGUUUUGUUGCACUCUCAUCCCAAAGAAAUUUUUCAUUUUCAAAAACCAGUUAUUCACGUGGGAUGAAAAGAUUCUUUUGACUUCGAAUAUUUGUGUGCUGUUUCAAAAAAGCUGCUUCACUCAUGUAACAGAUUUUCCUUCUUAAUGGAAAGGUUUGCUAGCGACACCGAUCGUUUAUGAAAUAAUCGUGACGUGAGAGCAGUUGGUUCCUCGUGUUUGACUGACGUGUUUCUAGCAACCCGAGACUGUUUGAUUUAGGUUUACAAAAAUAAAGUUUUGGGGUUAUUUUUCGCAAA